CGCGCCUCCCUCGGGGGAGGCAACGGUGGAUUUCAGGGGCACUUUCUUUCAUCAGGAAGCUUUUGACAAAAUGGAAGUCAGGAUGGCUAAAGGUGACCCCAAGAAGCCAAAGGGCAAGAUGUCUGCAUAUGCCUUCUUUGUGCAGACAUGCAGAGAGGAACAUAAGAAGAAAAACCCAGAAGUUCCAGUCAAUUUUGCAGAGUUUUCUAAGAAGUGCUCUGAAAGGUGGAAGACCAUGUCGGCAAAAGAGAAAUCUAAAUUUGAUGAGAUGGCAAAGGCAGAUAAAGUACGCUAUGAUCGAGAAAUGAAGGAUUAUGGACCAGCUAAGGGAGGCAAGAAGAAGAAGGACCCAAAUGCCCCCAAAAGGCCACCGUCUGGAUUUUUCCUUUUCUGCUCGGAAUUCCGCCCCAAAAUUAAAUCUACAAACCCUGGAAUUUCUAUUGGAGAUGUGGCAAAGAAGCUGGGCGAGAUGUGGAAUAACUUAAGUGACAGUGAAAAGCAGCCUUACAACAAUAAGGCUGCAAAACUGAAGGAGAAGUAUGAGAAGGAUGUUGCCGACUAUAAGUCUAAAGGCAAGUUUGAUGGCGCCAAGGGUCCCGCUAAAGUUGCCCGGAAAAAGGUGGAAGAAGAAGAUGAAGAGGAGGAGGAGGAAGAGGAGGAGGAAGAAGAGGAUUUUUGUAUAUAG
Messenger RNA from Myotis davidii, 685 nucleotides. RefSeq names its product high mobility group box 3 (gene HMGB3). Gene Ontology annotation, biological process: regulation of transcription by RNA polymerase II. The record is from RefSeq and is a predicted model, not a curated record. Bases 71 to 685 code for a protein of 204 amino acids. Gene Ontology annotation, molecular function: DNA binding, bending. NCBI's taxonomy places the organism in Eukaryota, Metazoa, Chordata, Mammalia, Chiroptera, Vespertilionidae. The transcript has 5 exons. Gene Ontology annotation, cellular component: nucleus.